AGUUUGUCAACCCGGAGAUGGUGGCUCAUGGCUGCUGGACAUUUUCGUGGUACUCUGCGGCUGCGGAGCCGGAGACCAUUGUGAUGGAAUGGCAGAAUAAAGUGUCGUUAUUAGUUGAGUGACUUGAUGGUUUAACACGGGCGAGAUGGCAUCCGACAGCAGAAUGGAAUGGGUGGAAAUCAUCGAGCCCCGUACCAAGGAGCACAUGUAUGCCAACCUUACCACUGGCGAAUGUGUAUGGGAUCCCCCACCUGGAGUUCCUGUAAAGAAGACAGACAAUAACCAAUGGUGGGAAUUGUUUGAUCAGAACACUUCACGAUUUUACUACUACAAUGCAACAUCCCAGAAAACGGUUUGGCACCGUCCUACUGACUGUGACAUCAUACCCCUGGCCAAGUUGCAGACCUUGAAACAAAACACAGAGCCUGUAGGACCUGGUGGUGAUUCUCAGAGAGGAGUCGAGCCCAAGAAAAAAGAGUCGGUGUCAACACAGACUCCAACUUCUUCAGUGGGUAGAGUUGCACGUUUCCCCUUUCAGGAGAGUCCAAAUCUAGCUGCGACACUACAGGUUGGAGGGGCUUGCCGACCUCGAGGACCUGGGGUUGGCGUCGAUGCACAAACUUCGCCUCCUUCACUUUCACCCUCGUCCAGACGUCACCAUCAUCACCAUCAUCAUCAUCAUAACAAUCGUCAUCACCAUAGACAUCACGAACAGCCUGCAGCUCGGAGGCAGCAUAAUCACUCCCAGGAUUCCGGGCGUUCGAGCGAUAGUUCAGUUUCACAUAGUCGCACUUCCUUGGAAUCUACUGGUUAUCGGCUGUUGGAUUCACCCCAUCGUCAUCAUCACCGUUCAGUUGCACCCACGCAACCUUUGCCUCCACAAUCCUCUCAUCUUCGCCAGCAAUCUGGUACUCUAGAAAACCGAAGUCACAAGAGUGGCACUCUGGAGAGUGUGAAGAACCAAAAAUCUCAACCGAAAACUGACUCACCACCUCUAGGCUUGUCGCUGUCAACUAGUACUCCCCUUUUCAAAAAAAAGACUUUUGCUGAACCUCAGAGAGAAAUCAGAGCUAAUUUAGACUCUGAGAGAACUAAGAAUGGCAAAGAUAACAACAGAGGAUCAUAUGGCCCAGAGCCAAGUACGUCGCCAUACAGAGAGUCGAUGAUGGAAUCCCGUGGCUUCAGGCAAGAAAUGCCACCUUAUCGUCCACCGGAGGUACAAGUUGGACAACUGUACAAGCCUCAGGUCGAUAAAUAUGGAUCUCUCAUCGAAACAACGGGAAAUCGAUAUCACAGGGAACGGGAUAUGCACCACAGGGAGAGAGUAAACAGUCUAGACAAAACAAACGCAACAUCAUUUUAUCCGAGCUCUAUUCACCAUCGUAACCGUCAAGACACAGGCAGUGGUAGUGUGAGUAGACUCCAUCAUGGCUCCGUAUCUUUGUCAGAGGCUAAUGUUAGAGAGAAAUAUGGCGGAGUACCACCGGAGAGAGUAGAGGCUAAUAAAAGUUUAAUCAGAGGGACUGGAGGAAUUAUGGCAAAUGUAUCUAAGCAAAGAAGUUUGGAAGUUAGUGAAAGGGAGAGAGAUCAUAGGAGAACAACUUGCAAUAAUUCUAUCGACCGUACAACACAGCCGAUAGCACGCAGCUACAGUUUUGUGCAGCAGCAAAAGCAGCAACAGAAGCAGCAGAAUAGAAGACGUGAUAGGGACGAUGAUUCGAUGCAUGAGAGGUAUUUGGUUGGUCAAACACAGUCUCAAUCAAGAGACAGCAGCAACAGUAAUAGCAAUGACACCAGCAGCACAAACAGUAGCAGCAACAGCAUGGGAGGUGAAGAAGUUGUUGGAGCUGAAGAGAGUGAGAAUGGAAAGAAAAAGAAAAGCAAUGGAAAUCCUAGUCCUCCGCCAUCACCCUAUUAUGGGAAUCUGUUAGUGGACGCAGAUCACCUGUUGCCGCUGCAACAUUAUAUUCUACAACAAGCAAAGCUGUCAGGUUGUUACAGGUUUGGCGAUCCAUUGUUGGUAGAGGAUGGAGACGAUUCGUUAGACGAAGAAGGGGGGCGAGGUGGCGGACCAGGAGGACGCGUGGACGAUGAUUCUGACGAUCAGUUUGCGGAUGAUGAAGCAGCUAGUAAUCAGGGAGAUUCAUCGAGCCAGGAAUAUCUUGAAGAUCAUUACGCCGAUUUAGGCAACUAUGAUACAGCAGGUUUAGCUACUUAUUACAAUACUGCGGAUACUUUGACUAGGCCACCUGCUACUCCACCACCUCCAACAAUCGUAUCCCAUACUGAUGGUAUAGCUGCCAGUGCCGUAAGACCGAUUUCUUUACCACCAUCGACCGGAGUUGUUAUGGGGACCACUCCAAGCAUUGGAAAUGAAACUAGUAUAGGAGGAACGGACUUUGAUGAAAUCAGGCGAGAUGGUGGUGGUGGGGAUAUUGAAAAAUACGCCCAAGACAACCUGAAUCUGAAUUGUGGAAGACCUAAGGGACUCAGGUUACUCUUCCGUAAGAAAUUCAGUGUGCGCGAUAUGCUGAGUUGGUCUAAAGACCCGAUACCUCAGCCUAUGCUCGCUAUAACUGGAAGAGACGGUGAGAAGCCUCUCAAAAGAGAAGCUUGUAAUUUAUUUAGACUCGUGCAAGUUUACAUGGGAGAUCGCAAAGCUAACGUAGGUAUGACUCUUGACGGAGUCGCGAUGGAUAUCGUAAAUACAACUUUUGCUAAACCGCCCCUUCGAGACGAGUUGUAUGUGCAAAUAUGUCGUCAAACGACUGAAAAUCCUCGCAAAGAAAGCCUUCGCAGAGGCUGGGAGCUGAUGGCUGUUUGCCUCGCGUUUGUUCCUGCCAGUGCUACUUUUGAGCCGUACCUUGAGGGUUACAUGAAUAGGCAUAGAGAUCCAGAUUUCCAAUUUCUUGAAGUGCCCAAAUGGCCAAUACACGUCCAAGUCAGUCACUACGCCACUGUGGCCUGUCGUCGUUUGCAGCGUAUCGGAGCCCAUGGAAAACGACAACCCCGAAAGGCUACUCUUGAGGAUAUCGACCAAGCAAGGAUCCAAAUCUUCCGAGCUUCGAUGUUUGGAGCGACGCUCACCGAAGUGAUGGCUUUGCAGCGGGAUCGAUAUCCACAAAGAGAGCUGCCAUGGGUGCAGACAACCCUUGCUCGUCAGGUACUACUCCGUGGUGGGACCACCACCGAAGGAAUUUUCCGGGUAUCAGCCGAUGCCGACGAGGUCAGCGUUCUCAAGGCAUCUCUGGACAGAUUCGAGGAUAGCGGAGUAGCGAAUUCGGCACAAGAUGCCCAUGCCCCAGCUUCUCUACUGAAAUUGUGGGUGAGGGAGCUUUACGAACCUCUAAUCCCAGAUACUCUCUACACAGAAUGCGUGUCGAUGCGCCACGACGACGCUCGAGCUGCUGCUGCAGCAGCAACCGCUUUGGUCGAUCGACUUCCAGACCUCAACCGUCGAGUUCUGUGCCAUCUUAUUAGAUUCCUACAGAUAUUCGCAAGACCGGAAGUUGUCGUUCGAACAAAAAUGGAUGCGAGCAACUUGGCUAUGGUGAUGGCUCCGAACGUAUUACGCUGUACAUCACAAGAUCCAAGGAUUAUCCUUGAGAAUGCACGGAAAGAGAUGGCCUUUGUUCGUACCCUAAUUCAAUCUCUAGAGACCGCAUGGGUCGAAGGUCUCCACUGACUAUUAGAUGACUUACAAUUAGACUAGAUUACAAGAAAAAAAAAAAAACUCCUAUGCCAAAACGACAGCUGUAUAUUCAUUAUAUUAUUAAUUUUAUUACCGUAUUAGUACUUUUUAUUAAUAUUAUUAUUGUAUUAUUUACGUUAUAACUUUUAAUUUUAUCUACAUCAUUGUGUAAAUGUAAACGUCUACAAAGCUGAGCAACUCAUUUCCUAUUUAUUAUUUAUAAACAUAUAUUAGUAUAUUACUGAAAUAUUAUUAGAUUAUAUCGCUAUUAUCAUAUUUUACCGAUUCUUGUUACCGCGCGAAUUGCGAUGGCUUUUUUACUCGAUCAUUGUUGAAUCCCAUGUAAUAUACUAAUGUGUUACCGUGUAUAUUCGUGAUAUCGUCACAGCGAGGUCUUUUUGUAAAACGAAUGAGCGUAUACCCAUACAAAUCUAUUCUGAAGUAAAUAAUACUUGCGAAGGAUUAGCA
Molecule: messenger RNA, 4159 nt
Organism: Athalia rosae (coleseed sawfly)
Lineage: Eukaryota; Metazoa; Arthropoda; Insecta; Hymenoptera; Athaliidae
Gene: RhoGAP93B
Product: rho GTPase-activating protein 39
Exons: 12
Coding region: 146-3685 (1179 amino acids)
Biological process (GO): signal transduction
Cellular component (GO): cytoplasm; cytoskeleton
Molecular function (GO): GTPase activator activity; protein binding
Source: RefSeq, a predicted model, not a curated record